This is a messenger RNA of Cherax quadricarinatus, 840 nucleotides long. Lineage: Eukaryota; Metazoa; Arthropoda; Malacostraca; Decapoda; Parastacidae. The record is from RefSeq and is a predicted model, not a curated record.
AUGGCGUAUGCUGUCAGUGGCCCUAUGUAUAGUGUGAGAGAUGCCAUAGCUAUGCACAGAGAGACACAUCACGAGACUCAAUUUAAUCAUUCUAAUGCACUUAUAAAUGCAUAUAUUGAGCUUGAUAUGUCUGCAGACAAAAAGCACUUUGGAAAACCAGUUAAUUACUUACAAACACAAACUUUCUCUUUUCUUGGAGAAUCGUUAUAUGACAAUUUUUCCAAUGUAAUUCAACUGCCAUAUCAUUUUGAAAAUGAACAACAAAGAACAGUUUUGGCCAUAUCUCGUAAUGAAGAAGUGAUUGAGCAAGCUUGGCAGAUGGGAGUAACACUUGCAGCUGGACUUGAUGUUGUUAAGCAAGUGCAGAGUGGGGAGGUAAGCUUUCAGGAUAUUCAGCACUUUAUUGCUGAAAAAGACACUUUGCCAGACCUGGUACCCAUUCGUGGGCUUAUGAAGAGACGAUUCCCAAGUGUUAUGAAUGGCACUGCCGGCAGUGACAUUAUACCCAUCAUAGAACGCUUCAUAAAAGGUGUUGAGUACAAGACCACUACAGACAAGUUUCAUCAUGACUUUGCCACAAUAGAAGCUCCUUUUGGGAGGCUUGGUAUGACAGAUGAACAGCUUGAAGAGAAUCUCUCAGCACUUCUGAAUGAUGUAGAAAACCAGAAGCCCCAGAAAAAAUCAGAUCAACUAAUAACCCUAGUGCGUCUUCGUACUGUACUCGGCCCUGAGCAAUUUAAAAUUUAUCAUAAAGUAUAUAUUCGAGAAAGAGCUUUAAAUGUAAAGGUUGCAGCAUCAUAAGGAAUGGCAAUAAACUUAGCCUGGCAAUGUAAAGGUAAA